AUGGUGAAGAGUUGCGCCCCUUGUCAGAGAAAUGCAAGGAUGAACACCAAAGAGCCAUUGACACCGCACGACGUGCCGUCCAAGCCGUGGCACACCCUUGGCUCGGAUUUGUUCUUCUGGAACAACGCAUGGUACUUGCUCGUCGCAGAUUACUACAGCAAGUUCCCAUUGGUCCGCAAACUAAACGAUGUUAGGUCUGAGACCGUCAUCAAGCACAUGAAGUCUAUCUUUGAAGAGAACGGAAUCCCCGAGAAGCUGAUCACCGGACACGACACGCAGUACACUUCAUCAAUAUUUGGCGACUUUAGCAAAACAUAUGGAUUUGAACACACGUCCACAAGUCCAUACCACUCCCACGCUAAUGGUUUCAUCGAAAGGAACGUGCAAACCGUCAAGAAUGUGCUUCAGAAAUGCAAGGAGUCAAAUUCUGAUCCACACCUAGCCAUGCUGUGCCUCCGCACCACACCGAUCGACCAUAAUCUGCCCUCACCUGCAGAACUCCUGAAUGGCCGAGUCUAUCAGUCUAACCUACCUGGAGUUUCCAGAACAGCUAGGCUGGACUCAAAGGUAGACCAUGAUGCCAACUCCAAGCUACAAGCCAGACAGGACUUACAGAAACUCUACUAUGACAGAUCAUCGAAGGAACUUCCACCACUUCCACCCGGUAGUAAUGUGUCAGUAUUCAACCCACACAACAAGAAGUGGGAACCCGGCACGGUACGCAGUCAGAGGUCAGCUCCCAAGUCUUAUAAUGUUGAGUUGUCAACAGGUAGUAGGUUCACACGGAAUCGGAAACACCUACGGCCAUCAGCGGUACCUGCUGAGAAGCCUACCGAUCAUCCAGAUAUUCCUGUUGAUGGUGAUACAGCACAGUCAACAUCCAGUGAUGGUCCGAGCCUCGCAGCAGGAAAGGCUACAGUAGAACCUCCCAUCAUCGCAAGCCCCCAGCCUUUGCGUCGCUCAGCUCGAAACAUCAAGCCGCCUGACAGACUGAGCUUGUAG
Messenger RNA from Nematostella vectensis (starlet sea anemone), 1002 nucleotides. RefSeq lists its product as uncharacterized. Gene Ontology annotation, biological process: DNA integration. The record is from RefSeq and is a predicted model, not a curated record. Gene Ontology annotation, molecular function: nucleic acid binding. NCBI's taxonomy places the organism in Eukaryota, Metazoa, Cnidaria, Anthozoa, Actiniaria, Edwardsiidae. The coding region runs from base 1 to 1002 and encodes 333 amino acids. The transcript has a single exon.